This is a messenger RNA of Musa acuminata AAA Group (dessert banana), 981 nucleotides long. RefSeq lists its product as uncharacterized. The coding region runs from base 138 to 548 and encodes 136 amino acids. The record is from RefSeq and is a predicted model, not a curated record. The transcript has 4 exons. Lineage: Eukaryota; Viridiplantae; Streptophyta; Magnoliopsida; Zingiberales; Musaceae.
ACCCUUUUUAUAUCAGUCAUCUCUCGCUCUCUCAUUCUUGUUCUUGUUGGUCUUCUUCUUGGCUUAGAUUUGGAGAUCGAUCGGAAAGGAGGGAUGGGAAGCACAUACUUCAAGGGAGGACGGCUGGGAAGCGGAAGAUGUGGGUCAUCCAGGAAGGGGAAGAAGGAGAAGUCAAAGCAACCCCAGAGAGGACUCGGGGUGGCUCAGCUGGAGCAGAUGAGACUGCAGAGUCAAAUGGAGGAAUAUGUUUCGUCGCUGGACUCCCCAUUCUGCAGCGAUCUCAACAUGCCGGAAGACUCGAGAGUGGAAAUGGCAUUCUCAUCGCCUCCCUCGUCACCAUCCGGUAUCGUUUCAGGGCCUUCGUUUGCGCUUCAUCCCAACAUGAUGAUGGAUUAUCAUGGAGACGCCGGAAGAACAAGUUUCACUGGUGGCGAACGCUGGUUGGGUACUUGGGCAAGAUCGCAUCUGAGUCAAGGAGGCAUGUCUUCAUCGCACUGCUACUCGCCGCCAACCGUGACAUUGCCGCUCUUCGAAGAAACCACCACUGAGGUUGUCUUGAUUUCUUAUGCUGCCUCACUUAUGAUCUAAAUAAACUCAUCGUUUGCCAUGCAGGACUCAGCACAGGAGAAUAGACGGCAUGAUCAAAACCUUUCGAUAAGCUCGAUCAGCCAGAAUUCUGAUCCGGAUGAUGCACGACAAGUAGUAGACUUGGAGCUUAGACUAUGACUCUAAAUACUUGCAUGGAUGACCUCCUUCCUGUUCAUGCUCUUACUGUAUAUUCUGCAGAAAAAGAAGAGAAAGAUUAUUGUAGGGUAUCCACAAAGGCAAAAUUUUGAUGUCAUCUUCGUGUAUUAGUCUUGCAUGAGACACCAUGAAGCACAGAUCUAAUAUGAGGUCAUCUUUGGUUCUCAUGAAUCGUAGAUGGUUGAGGCUUUCUCUAUCUUUGGUUAGCAGCUAACAAGAAAUCACUUGCCCAUUUCA